AUGGAAGGCGUGUUCAAAAGUCUGAAUCCCAAUGAUUCAGAAGAAAAUGAUGACAUAGAACUGAAUGAUCACUUACCAUAUCGGAUCGGAAACUACCUAUGGAUAUACGGAUCACCAGUUUUAAUACUCGUUGGAACAGUUGGGAACAUACUGUCAAUAAUUGUCCUGCUGAGACCAAGACUGAGGGACACCACGACUAUGUUCUAUCUAACGUGCUUGAGUAUCGGUGACCUUUUCACCCUUUAUACGGGUUUACUCAGAUACUGGAUUUAUCGGACGUUUGAUAUUGAUGUUCGCAACCUGUCAAAUGCCUCUUGCAAGAUUCACACUUUCCUGGUGUAUUUGUCACUUGAUUUUACAGUGUGGGUAUUGGUGUGUGUUACAGUGGAUAGGUUUUUGUCAGUAUCCAUGCCAUUUCGUGCCAAAAGGCUUUGUACCAUGACCAGAUCAAGAAUUGUAAUCGCUGGAAUACUACUACUUUUAUCCCUAAAGAACAUGCAUUUCCUAUGGACACUUACACUGGUCGAGACUUGGGAAUACAGAUGUGAUGGUGACUCUUCAGAGGACGUGCAUUUUCUCAGAUUUAUCUGGCCAUGGCUAGAUCUAGCUGUGUUCUGUCUUGUACCAUUUUCAGUCAUGAUUGUGUGUAACAUAAAAAUCAUUUACGAAAUGGUUUUAUCUCAGAAGAAACUUGACGCCCAUAGAAACUACGGCUCUCAACGUGCAAAACAAGGAGCAUCUACUAGUCGGACAUCGCUUGCUGAGCCGUCGGUGUUUUCAAUGCAGUCAGUAACGCCCCAACAUGCCAAUGUAAGGAUAAGAACGACGUCAGAGUCGAAACCAAACGCAGCGACAAAUGCUAGAACAGGGACAAAACGUGUUUCAUCGUUGACAGCCAUGCUUCUUGCUGUAAAUACCAUAUUUCUUCUAACCACGUCACCUGUACAGAUUUUAUUGGUAGGAGAGGAAUACUGGUUUUCGAACAGGGACGAUUCAAAUUCACAAGUAGCUUGGUAUAAUUUCUGGUGGGCUCUUGUGAAUAUGCUUCAGUACCUUAACAAUGCAAUACAUUUCUUUCUAUAUUGCUUGACGGGCCCCAAGUUUAGGCAUGAAUUGUUCUCCAUAUUUAACAGGAAAAAUAAAGUUGCCAUUACAAAACAUUUAAAUGAACAGACCCAAACCGAAAUUUGAAAGAUAAACUAGUUAGGUCUGUUUCAACGUUCUCCAACUCUACUUCAAUGAUUCAGUUUUAUGUCGUCUGCAUUGAGAGACAGUUAUACGAGGUAUAGGUGUCAGGUCGUCCAGCGGAGGCGACGUCCGCGUCUUUCACGGCGUCACAUUUUCACAUUUUGCUCUCUAACUUCAGCAUUUGACAUCCUCAUUGCACUGUUUAUGAGGAUACUAUCUCACUGAAGUUCAAUAGACAACUGGGAUGCAAUAUUCAAUACCAAGUAAUGGUUCUCGAAGUGUCAAAUUUGAUAAAAAUUACUGUGUCCACUUUUGUCUAUUCUCACUACAACCGAUCUUUUCCAAACCUUAAUUGGCAUACUUUUUGAGCAAGGUCGAAUAAAACCCAACUCUAAUGUUGUGGCUUUCUAAUAUUUCAUUUGAUAAUGUCCUCUGUGUACGUUCUUUACCUUGAGAAUUAUAAUCCACUCUUUGCCAAACUUGGUUAUACCAUAUUCACCAUGUUCGAUCAACAUGCAUUUUGCUCUUUUUACGCUAGAUGUUUUGCAUUUAAAUGAUAAAACAUA
This is a messenger RNA of Mya arenaria, 1754 nucleotides long. RefSeq names its product psychosine receptor-like. Gene Ontology annotation, biological process: G protein-coupled receptor signaling pathway. Lineage: Eukaryota; Metazoa; Mollusca; Bivalvia; Myida; Myidae. The transcript has a single exon. Bases 1 to 1191 code for a protein of 396 amino acids. Gene Ontology annotation, molecular function: G protein-coupled receptor activity. The record is from RefSeq and is a predicted model, not a curated record. Gene Ontology annotation, cellular component: membrane.